GCUAGCUGGGAUCACUGUUUGUUUACUGACCGCCAGUCGCGCACGUCGCUUCGAAGACGCUGUUACUCGGUUGUGCGGAUCGCGAAUUCAGUCGCUGGAAAGUGGUUCUCCUUGCAAUCCCAAUCCAAAGUGUGAUAAUCCUGACUCUUGAAAGGAGUUUACCCCUAGAGUCCUAGAAUGGCGACAUCGCGGGAGCAAUUCUUGUUCGGCAGCGACAACGGAGUUGCCGGCCUCGGUCUGGGCAUUGAGAUCGGGGAAGUGACCUCCGGUCGCGUCUACAACACCACCACUGUGCCUGUGACUAACUCUGGAGGAUGGCGACAUGCCCAGUCAAGUGUUACGCCCCCACCCAUCCCCACCCCGCCCCAGGUGACCUAUACCAAUGGGUCGUCGGCCACUGCCAGUAAACAACCGCCAUUGGAACCCGUGGAGGAGGAAGAGGUGCACUUCGACACCGAUGCCCUGAACAACCUGCCAGCCCGCGAGCCCGUGGACAUGGAGUUCAGGGAUCUCUCCCUCACCGUGAAAUUGGGCUUUAACCGAGGAUCCAAGGAAAUCUUGCACAAUGUAUGCGGAAAGUUCCCCGGCAGCCAGCUCAUCGCCAUUAUGGGACCUUCGGGUGCAGGAAAGUCCACUUUGCUGGAUGCCCUUUCCGGUUUCAAAACAACCGGAGUGGAUGGCUCCAUCUUGCUCAAUGGUCGACGACGUGACUUGCCCUCUUUCCGCCGCAUGUCCUGCUAUAUCACGCAGGAUGAUCGCCUGCAGCCGCUGCUGACGGUGAACGAGAACAUGCAUAUAGCCGCCGAUCUUAAGCUGGGUCAGACCGUCAGUUAUGAAGAGAAGGAGAGCAGGAUCGAGGACAUCCUGCUGCUCCUCGGCCUCUACGAUCACGAUCAGACCCUCACAAUGCGCCUGUCCGGUGGUCAGAAGAAGAGGCUAUCCAUUGCCAUGGAGCUGAUCAACAACCCCACUGUGAUGUUCCUGGACGAGCCUACAACUGGCUUGGACAGUAGCUCGUGCACCAAGGUCCUGGAGCUGCUCAAGAAACUUACUAGCCAAGGUCGCACCAUCAUCUGCACAAUCCAUCAGCCCACUGCCAAGUUGUUCCAGAUCUUCGACCAGGUGUACGUCCUGUCGGCUGGCAACUGCGUCUACCAGGGCAGUACCCAGAAACUAGUGCCAUUCCUGCAUUCGGUGGAUCUGCCCUGUCCCAUGUACCACAAUCCAGCGGAUUACAUUAUUGAGCUGGCCUGCGGAGAAUAUGGCUACGACAAGGUCGACACCCUUAAAGUUGCCACGGAAAACGGAAGCUGCCUCACUUGGUUCGAUAAUCCCAGUGCGGUGCUGCGCUCCGAGGUCCUGAUGAGAAAGUAUCCCAUUCCAAAGAAAACCAAAAGCCGUUCGCUGGAGGACACCAGCUUUUCCAACCAGUGCUCUGUGCUUUUGCGACGCGGUUUCAUCAAAGCGAAACGAGACACAACCAUGACGCACUUGAGGAUCGGUGUCAACAUUGCGGUGGCCGCUCUGUUCGGAGCCAUGUACGAUCACACGGGACGAGAGGGAUCUCGAGUGCUGGACAACUACAAUUUGCUGUUUGCCAUUCUAAUGCACCAUUCCAUGACCACGAUGAUGUUGACUGUUUUGACUUUCCCCAUGGACAUCUCCAUACUGAUCAAAGAGCAUUUCAACCGUUGGUACUCGCUCAAAGCCUACUACACUGCCAUGACACUUGUGGAUCUGCCCAUAUCUAUCAUAAGUUGCUUCCUCUUUACGGUAAUCGUUUACUUAUGGAGUUAUCAGCCUAUGGAGUGGGUCCGCUUCUGGAUGUUCUUCGCCAUCAGUAUACUGACUGUUUUUGUCGGCCAUAGUUUUGGUUUGAUGAUUGGCGCCUGGUUCGAUGUCGUCAACGGCACUUUCCUAGCUCCCGUGCUGACCAUUCCCAUGAUGAUGUUCGCCGGCUUUGGAGUCACCCUGCGGGAUCUGCCAGGCUACUUAAGAUGGGGCAGUCAUAUAUCAUACUUAAGAUAUGGGCUAGAGGGCUUCAUAGCAUCCAUCUAUGGAUUGGAUCGAGGAGUCCUGGCCUGCGAGGAGGCGGCCUACUGUCAUUACAGGUAUCCAAAGAAAUUUCUAGAGGAAAUUACCAUGCGAGGUGAUCAGUUCUGGAACGACGUCAUCGCGUUGGGAUCCAUGAUUAUUAUUUUCCGACUGGUGUCCUACGUCGUGCUCAAGGCCAAGAUCAAGUCGAUUCGAUAGGCCCGUUGGGGUAGACACACCUUUAGCCCAUUCCUUGUAUUAUACAUUAAUUGUUGAACAUUAUGUUUAGUGCUAUUAAUAUUUAAAAAAUAUGUACAAGUACAUAAAACACUGUUAAAUAAAGCUACGAUUUGUAACUAGCCUA
Messenger RNA from Drosophila suzukii, 2398 nucleotides. Its product is annotated as ATP-binding cassette sub-family G member 4. Gene Ontology annotation, cellular component: membrane. Gene Ontology annotation, molecular function: ATP binding; ATP hydrolysis activity; ABC-type transporter activity. NCBI's taxonomy places the organism in Eukaryota, Metazoa, Arthropoda, Insecta, Diptera, Drosophilidae. The record is from RefSeq and is a predicted model, not a curated record. Gene Ontology annotation, biological process: transmembrane transport.